This is a messenger RNA of Odontomachus brunneus, 2169 nucleotides long. RefSeq lists its product as uncharacterized. The record is from RefSeq and is a predicted model, not a curated record. The transcript has 2 exons. The coding region runs from base 156 to 1166 and encodes 336 amino acids. Lineage: Eukaryota; Metazoa; Arthropoda; Insecta; Hymenoptera; Formicidae.
UCAGUGGGAGUCAGUCGUCGUCGCGCGUCCGUUUGGUUUGCACCGAGUUUACGUCGAUCUAGUGUAACCAACGUACCACGAACUCAUACGCCCCUCACAGAGCUCAAAAUCAAAUUGUGCGCGUUGUUCGAGUUUCCUGCGAGACGCCGAGAAAUAUGUGCCGGGCAUUUAGAUCGUACCUUCUAGGUGGCUUAAUACUGAUAGUCUCCGGCGUGCUCGCCACGGCGGCCACUUCCGAGGAAAUAUCCUCCGACUUCGAGACCGUUCACACGAGCAACGCGGCCGUUUUAAACCGGCUUGGGCUGUCACCUCUCGAAAUACCCGAUGGGCAUCACAAGAAGCGAUUGGCCGGGCCCGAGCCACCGGGAUUCAGCUCGCAAACACGCAUUCAUCAGCCCUAUAGCCGUCGUCAUGGACAUCGGGACAGCCACGUUUACAUUGUGAAACUUCCGGCCAGUCCUCCGUACUACACCUUCUUAAAACCGCACAAAGCGCCCGUGAAAGACGACAAGGUAACGAAGACCGGCGAUCUGACGUUGCACGAGUUUUUAGGAUUCCAUGGGAACGGUAAACCGAACAAGAUCUACCACUGGAACUUGCCGGUAGUCAAGAAGAUAACGGAGAAGAAGCGUCUACAGAAUCAACUGAGGAUUGAUCAGGCUAGGAGAAAGUUCGAGGACAUGAAGAAACGACAGCAGCUGACCCCGGGCAAGCUCUAUCCUCUCGAUACCAUCGGCAAGAAUCACGAUUACCACGGCGCCGACAACAGGCUGCAUUCGCAUCAGAAAUUGCCGGCGACGAAGCACGUGAGGAACAACGACAAGAGGCUCCGUUACUCCGACAGCAAAGAAGCCAACGGCAAACUCUUCGAGCCGACCAACAGAAACGGCAACGAUGUCGCCAAUAAGGCGUACAGGCUCGACGACUCGAGCAUGCACAAGAUCCGGUUGACCAAUGAGCUUCACGGCUUGCCGGGGAACACCGUGCCGAAGAUAAAGAAACAUCGGAAGAAAGCCGCCAUGUCGUAUUACGCGCCGAUCGCCACCAAGACAGGUCCCACCAGUAUCCACAAGAACUUCCCGAGUCCCGGAAACGGCAAGCCCAAGGCCUUCUAUGUCAUGGAGAAGAGUCGCAAGCCUGUGUACUAUCAUCCUCUUCUACCUUAAUCGCCGACCAGUUCGUCGACUAUAACUGUGCACAAUCGGUGUGAUGUCUUAAGUGGCCCGCGAGCCUGUUAGCCUAAGUAGACUCGUACUACUCUGUUUGUACAGGAUCAGGGGUCGCAGUUCUAGUAGACAACGACAAGAGACAUAGAAGAAAAAACAAGAAAGAAGCUGGAAGAAAAAGGAAAGAAAGCAAGAGAGAGGCAAGGAGAGAGAGAGAGAGAGAGAGAGAGAGAGAGAGAGAGAGAGAAACAGAGACUUUCAUAACUAUCAUACACAUACAUAUAUAUAUAUAUAGAUAUAUAUAUAUCGCAUAUGGUCGUUCUUAUUCAAGGCCGCGCGCAUCCUGCAAAUUGUUCCAAUUUCGUUAUGAAUGUACAUCGUUAUCAUUUCCACGCAAAUAGAGCGUACCGAUAAGAAUGAAUGUUACGAAUGCAAAUAUAAAUCUCAUCUCGCGUAGUGCGACUCGUCGAGCGUGUGUGUAAUCCGUUCUUUCGCGUAUAACUGGUGAUUUCACGACGUUACGGGAGACAAGGUCCGCUUUCGGAAUCGCGAGGAAACCAAAGAUGACAUUCGUAUUUGCAUUGUUGAGUAACCGAAUUUAUGCUUUAUGAAGCGGCACGUGGAUGAGGAGGUAUGUUUUCACGAGAGUUGCGCGUCAUGUCUGUAGACGGCAAGUUGUCCCACCCUUUUUGUCUUGCCACGAUGUUAAGUCAACGGCGCGAUGAGAAUACCGAGUUUAAUCUGUCCUUGAGUCGCCUUUCGUCAAACUUGAGGCAACAAUGGAAAAUGUCUAUGUAUGCGUGAGUCGUUCGAAAAAUACGUGACUUAAUAUAGAAAUAGUGCGAAUUUAGUCAAAUCCAUAUUGACAUAUUUUAGAGCUUUUUUUCUUCUAAUUCUGGUAGAUAUUCCACUAAACUUUCAGCUUUCCUCGAGGUUAUUUAUAACUAUGUGAUUUAUGAUUUUGUCUUCAACUUUUCUAAAAUAAAAUCUUUUUUAUCCCUGG